AUGAGUAACCUCCUCUAUUUCGGCAUUGGUGCAAAUUAUCUGGGAAGGGAGCAAGCCAAUGACCUCGACUUCCUGCGCUCCUUGACAAAUGCCACAAAUCUCUAUUAUCUUGGUAGCAUACCUCCCGAAAUUGGAAAUCUCAAAAAACUGAAGGGAUUGCAUCUCGCACAAAAUAUGCUCACCGGAGAGGUCCCGCACACCCUUGGGAAUGUGUCAAUGUUGUUUCACCUGUCCAUGAGCAAAAACAAUCUUCUGGGCACCAUACCUUCCUCUCUGAGCAAGUGUCGGAGCUUAUCAUUUCUAGAUCUUGCAGAUAACAAGCUUGCUGGUGCCAUACCCCCUGAGAUUAUGAGCCUGUCUUCUCUAUCAAUCUAUGCCGAUUUCUCGAUGAACAAUCUAACAGGCGAGCUUCCUGUGGAAAUAGGGAACCUGAAACAUCCUAGCAAAUUACAUCUCUCCGGAAACAAGUUGGCAAUCUGCCUACGAGGAGGAGUUUUUGCAACUAUAAGUGCAACCUCAGUUCUGGAAAAUGAGAAGCUUUGUGGGGGUCCACCUGAAUAUCGGCUACCCAAAUGUAAGUCAACCGCUAGAUCAACUAAUGACAGAGUGAGAAAUGUUUCUAUCUACACAGUGUCGGGGAUUUUGGAAAUAGUGUUUAUGCUCUCGUUACUUUGUUUCCUCUGGCAUAGGAAACAGAGGAAAACAGUCGCUUCUAGCUCCUCAAACGACCUGUUUCUGAAAGUUUCAUAUCAAGACCUACUGAAAGCAACUGAUGGGUUCUCCUCUGCCAAUCUGAUCGGGACCGGUAGUUUUGGAUCAGUGUUUAAAGGGGUUCUUGCUUUGGAUCAGACAACCAUUGCCGUGAAAGUGCUUAAUCUUGAUCGUCAUGCUGCAUCGACGAGCUUCAUUAAAGAGUGCGAUGCCUUGAAAAACAUCAGGCAUCGAAAUCUUGUUAAGGUACUCACGGCAUGUUCGGGCACCGAUUACCAGGGCAAUGACUUCACGGCCUUGGUAUAUGAGUUCAUGGUCAAUGGGAGCUUGGAUGAGUGGCUACAUCCCCGAGUUGGAAUGAGUGUAGAGAGAGAGGUUAUACCGAGGCAAUUAGGUCUUCUCCAGAGGGUGAAUAUUGCCACAGAUGUUGCUUGUGCUUUAGAUUAUCUCCAUCAUCAAUGUGAAACACCCAUGGUGCACUGCGAUCUUAAGCCAAGCAAUGUCCUCAUUGACGGUGAAAUGACUGGGCAUAUAGGUGAUUUUGGGUUGGUCAGGUUCGUGCCAGGAGCUGCUAGGGAGCUGAUUUCUGAGCUGACAAGUUCUAUUGGAGUAAAAGGAUCUCUCGGCUAUAUUGCACCUGGUAAUUAUCCAAACUCUUCCUAACCAUGUUCCUUUACAUUUCCUUGUAUAUCUUUUUCUGUUCAUUGAGCAGAACAUGAAUUGCAGAGGGAUGAAAUAUGCCCAAGAAAUUAUUAUUGUUCAUGAAAGUCGAAGCAUAUAGAUGUCAUAAGGUCUUGAUCGUAUAUGUAAUUAGUAGAUGAAUUCUUAUUGGUGCAAAGUCCGGAGCGGGGGCUGAGGUGUCAACUCAUGGAGAUGUUCACAGCUACGACAUCCUUGUGCUGGAGAUGUUCCCAGGGAAGAGGCCCACCGAUGACAUGUUCAAUGAUGGGCUGAACCUUCAUCUCUUUGCCAAGGCAGCCUUUCCGGAGUGAGUUCUGCAGAUAAUUGACCCUGUCUUGCUUCGGGAGAGUUACGACGAGGAUGAUGGCCGCGACAUCAGGAGAACUCGAAGGAGCCACGACAGGGUCCUUAAAAUUCAAGUGUGUCUGGUCUAGAUAGUGGAAAUAGGAUUGGUCUGUUCUUCCGAAGUUCCAAGUGGUAGGAUGAGCACGAGAGACGUUGCAGCUGCUCUGCAGGCAAUUAGGAAGAAGCUUACCGGAAGCUGAGGAUAUUGAAGACAGUAAAAGAUGCAGUCUAUGUUACAUCUAAAUGAGUGUACUUUCACGUUGUUUUAAGUAUGUAUUUGGUAAGUUGUGAUGUUGUGGUUUGACUCUAAUUCCACUAUUACGUAUGCUUCCUUUUUCUCAUGAGUUGAAUGUUGUGAUGUUGUUUGAUUUCUCAUCGUAGAUUUCUGAUUUUUCUUUUACAAAACAAACUAAAUGUUUAUAAGGAGGGUGUUGAGGUAUUUAAAGGGUACUCUUUCAUAGGGAUUAAGUUCUGUAGAGUCAAGGAGUUCAAGUUGUUGGGAUAUUUUGACAGUGAUUGGGCUGGAUCAGUGGAUGAUAUAAGAAGAACUUCUGGCUAUUGCUUCACAUUUGGAUCAGGAUGCUUUUCGUGGUGUUCAAAGAAGCAAGAGUUAGUGGCUCAAUCAACUGCAGAAACUGAAUUCAUUGCAGCAACUACAGCCGUGAAUCAAGCAAUAUGGCUGGAGAAAGUGAUGAAUGAUCUGCAUCUGCAGCAAGAGAACAACAUAGAGGUGUUUGUGGACAACCAAGUUACUCUGGCCAUUUCACAAAAUCCAGUCUUUCAUGUAGAACAAAGCAUUUCAAAGUUAAGUAUUAUUUCCUGAGGGAAGUGCAGAGAUUAGGUGAAGUGA
Punica granatum (pomegranate) is the source of this 2587-nucleotide messenger RNA. The record is from RefSeq and is a predicted model, not a curated record. NCBI's taxonomy places the organism in Eukaryota, Viridiplantae, Streptophyta, Magnoliopsida, Myrtales, Lythraceae.